GCACCGUAAAUACAAAAGAUCAGGAAAAUGCGAAAGAUUCGCAAUGAAAUCGAAGUGCGCUUGUUACCAUCCUAUAUAAAUCAAUCAACACAAUUCUUCAACACGGCAAGGAAGUAUAUAUAACAUCAAACACAUUAUAAAUUUGUUUCAUAACUCUCUGUCUUCUCUGAGUACGCGCAGGUUCAUUCGAUUGGUGAGGACAAGUUGCGUUGAACUUGAAGACAAAAAAGAAAGUAUUUUAUUGUGAUCAUAUCGAAAUAGAGGACCGGCAAUAAAUUUGAGAAAAUCCGUGCAAAAAUUUUAAAAUCGACAUGAUAGGAAAGUGAACUGUUUGUUGUUUUUAUAAAGUGAUAAUAAAAUAAUACGUGAUAAGUUUUAACCGUUGUGGAGAUGGAUGUUGAAGAAUUCAGAUGCAGGGGAAAAGAAAUGGUGGAUUACAUUUGCUCCUACCUGAACAAUGUUGAAAAGAAAAGAGUUACUCCUAACGUGGAACCCGGAUAUUUGAGGAACUUGUUACCGGAAGAAGCACCGCAAGAACCAGAAAGUUGGGAUGAUAUUAUGAAGGAUGUGGAUGAUAAAAUAAUGCCUGGGAUAACACAUUGGCAGCACCCUAGAUUUCAUGCCUAUUUUCCCAGUGGUAAUUCUUUUCCGAGUAUAUUGGCGGAUAUGUUGAGUGAUGCUAUAGGAUGUAUAGGAUUUUCUUGGGCUGCCAGUCCGUCAUGCACAGAAUUAGAAACCAUAGUAAUUGAUUGGUUGGGAAAAGCUAUAGGCUUACCAAAUCAUUUCAUCACUUCUUCCAGAGGAAGUACUGGUGGAGGUGUAAUACAAGGAUCAGCAAGUGAAUGUAUUCUAGUUUCAAUGUUGGCCGCUCGAAAUCAAGCCAUCAAACAUCUGAAGAAGAAGAACCCAGAUGUAGAAGAUAGUGCUUUCUUACCCAAAUUAGUAGGAUAUUGCUCGAGAGAAUCACACUCUUGCGUUGAGAAAGCUGCCAAGAUACUGCUUGUCAAUCUGAGAAUAUUGGAUCCAGACGAAAACUGUUCCCUACGUGGUGAAACUCUCAGAGAAGCCAUGAAAGAAGAUGAAGCGAAAGGAUUGUUACCAUUUUUUGUAUCGACAACUUUAGGAACAACAUCUUGUUGCUCAUUCGAUAAUUUAUUAGAAAUUGGUCCUAUAUGUAAGGAAAAACCUUGUACUUGGUUACACGUGGAUGCUGCUUAUGGUGGAAAUGCUUUGAUCCUUCCCGAAUUGAAAUAUCUUCUAAAAGGUCUAGAAUACGCGGACUCCUUCAACAUAAACCCUAACAAAUGGCUUUUAGUGAAUUUUGAUUGCUCCUGUUUAUGGGUGAAAUCGCGAAAAAGACUUACUCAUGCUUUAGUGGUAGAUCCAUUGUACUUGCAGCAUGCAAACGCAGAUGAAGCAAUAGAUUACAGACAUUGGGGUAUUCCUCUAAGCCGGAGAUUUCGGGCAUUGAAACUUUGGUUCGUUAUAAGGAAAUAUGGUCUAACUGGACUACAAUCUUACAUAAGGAAUCAUAUAAAAUUAGCUAAAUAUUUCGAGAGUCUUGUACUUGAAGAUAGUAGAUUUGAAAUAAUGAACGAAGUUAGAUUAGGUUUAGUUUGUUUUCGCGUAAAAGCGAAUGAUACAGUCAAUCAAAAUCUCUUAGCUAUUAUCAACGCAGCUGGAAAGCUGCACAUGAUUCCUUCUAUGGUUAAAGGGAAAUAUGUUAUCAGAUUCUGUGUGACCCACGAAUACGCAAAACAAGAAGAUAUGGAUGUAGCAUGGUCGGUGAUACAGAAACAUGCUUCAAGACUUAUUGAUAUGCGAAAAGAAAUCUUUAUCAGACCUCCUCUUACACGCCAAAAAUCCAAAAGAUUUUCCUUCACCAGAAGUGUUUCUAAAGAACUUUAUAGAAGAUCUAUUAGCAAAUCUAACUUGCACGAUGGUGCUACACCUAUUUUGAUUGCCGAUACUGAUGAUGAAAAUGAAAAAUACAAUGAUGGCAUACUAAAUGAUUUGGUGAAUUCUAACAACUUUGACGAAGAUGAUGAAGUGUUUAUUAACUGCGAGGAACCUGAUAAGAGAAUUCUAGCAGCAAAUUCAAUAUAAAAGUAUUUAUUUCAAAACUUUAUUUUAAUGUGUACAAAUAUAUUUUGAAUAUUAAUUUAAAUGAACAAUUAAAAAAUUUUGAACCGA
Messenger RNA from Harmonia axyridis, 2193 nucleotides. RefSeq names its product aromatic-L-amino-acid decarboxylase-like. Gene Ontology annotation, molecular function: carboxy-lyase activity; pyridoxal phosphate binding. The record is from RefSeq and is a predicted model, not a curated record. The transcript is spliced from 2 exons. Bases 391 to 2106 code for a protein of 571 amino acids. NCBI's taxonomy places the organism in Eukaryota, Metazoa, Arthropoda, Insecta, Coleoptera, Coccinellidae. Gene Ontology annotation, biological process: amino acid metabolic process.